Molecule: messenger RNA, 3053 nt
Organism: Homalodisca vitripennis (glassy-winged sharpshooter)
Lineage: Eukaryota; Metazoa; Arthropoda; Insecta; Hemiptera; Cicadellidae
Product: myogenesis-regulating glycosidase-like
Biological process (GO): carbohydrate metabolic process
Molecular function (GO): hydrolase activity, hydrolyzing O-glycosyl compounds
Source: RefSeq, a predicted model, not a curated record
UCCACUGCGAGGCGAGGUAAAAUUUCCAUUGCUGAAAUGAAGUUGUUACGUUUUUUCAGACUCCGAAGAUAUCCAUUACCUAGAACUGAAAGAACAUUCACGGAGACAAGUGCUUUGUUGGGGGAGAAGAUGCAGCCGCAGCCGCAGAUCCUGCCUCAGUCCACAGCCAGACUCAAUCGGAGGAACUCCAUAUCUCUACCCUGCGGACUGGACACCAUGGAGCCCCCAGAGUACGAGCCUCAGCUGACACCAGAGCGAGUAAGGCAUGAUGGGUACGAUACCAGUGACACAUUCAGUGACGGCGGAGUCACUGAGGAGGAGAGUGAGCCUGAACAGAAAAUGCCGACAAGAACAGUCAGGAAGAAGUCCAUCAGACCUCCACCAGUGGAUCACAGCGGGGACUCUGAGGAUGAGAUUUUGGACAUCCCGCCAGACAACUCCCCUGCCAACUCCGUCACCAGUAUAAACUCCAUGAAUUCCAUAUCCAGUCUUCUCAAGGAAAAGAUAAUGAUGACGUUUCCACGAGCUAUCCGCCACAAGAAACCCAAAGAGUAUAAACUCCAAGGGUUUGUCAGUUUAUUGUUUCUUACCGUUGUUUUCCUGGUGGGUUUCGCUCAUGUCUUCUACCACCAACAAGUCCUUCAGAGAGCUUAUUUCGACCGAAUUCGAUUCAACAAUAAGGAGAGGCUUGUGAGGGUUUACAAUUUUGAGGGCUUAGAGAUAGCUCUGGGUUACUUGGCUACAGAACUGCCUGAGACAGACCGCGUCUUCAACUGUCUCCCAGAGGAUGAGAGAAAUGAUGGUUCAGUGUGCAUGGAGUGGAUGAACCUGGCUCGUCUGUACCUGAGCUACUCUGAAAAUGCAGGACUACGCUGUUACCGCUUCGUCUGGCUCAGUCAGGAUCCUGCCGUCAGGCCCACGGACUGCUAUGAAGACGGUGACAACUAUGGGCACUGGUAUGGGGGAGGCCGCAGUCUGGGCAUGGCCUGGCCGGUAGAACUAGGCAGAGUGGAGAUGUCUGCGUUUGUUACUGGACAGGUAGGACGGCACCGCUGGGGUGGUGUACUGCGGCGGUACUUCAUUAACUCUCGUGGUGUUGCCAUCUCUGUGGACCCUGAGACCCCUCUCUAUGUCUCCAUCAAUGCUGACAAGUCCACUCGUCUGUGUUUACAGGGAAGGCAUGAUGAGUUUGCGUACAUGUCGUCACAAGGACUCCCCAAGCUCAACUACUCCAUCUGCACAGCAACCAACAUGAAGUUGCUACACUCUUCUCUCAGUGAGAAGUCGCUAUGGGAUGGACUGAGGGAGGAAGAUAACUCCAUCAUCAACUCUUUGUUGACUGAACCCGUGUGGCAGAUUGCACCUCAAGAUAAGCACAAACUGACUGAGCAGGCUGUGAUCAACUACACGGAAGAUGUCAUUGCUCUCGGCUUCCUCAGGCAGGGUCAUGUAUUACUCAACGAGUUCUGGCAAGCUGAGGUGGGUGACUUCACUGUGGACACAGAACGGUUCCCCACAAUGGAGAAGACCAUCGAGAUCAUACAUCGUCGAGGCUUUCGGAUCGCUCUCACGGUGCAGCCCUUCAUCGGCACUGAGUCUAACAACUUUGCUACGGCUGUUAAGAAAGGACUGCUGGUGACAGAGAGAGGGUUAGACAGAGAGAGACACAUUCCUGCCUUGACCUCGUACAAGUCUGUGGCCAGCGCGGGUAUGUUGGAUAUCACCUUCAAUGACAGCAUUACCUUGGCUUCAGAAGCAGUUGCAGCAACUUGUCACAAGGACUAUCAGAUAGACUCAUUCUACCUUGACAUUGGCACAAGCAUACGAUAUGCCACUCCAUUACAGCAUGGAGAGGAACUUAACCAACCCAGACGAGUACAAGGCCCUGAUCACCAAUGCCAUCUUGAGCAGUUGUCAGUGUCAUCGGAGUGUCGGGGGCUAUCACCAGGCCACCUUGCCCCCAUCUUUGUCUCUCUUCCCUCCCUCCCCUCCACCUGGGAAUCGUUGCAAGUCAUUAUUCCAACUACUCUAACUUUUGGCAUCAUUGGAUAUCCCUUUCUCAUGCCCGGACCAGUCGGCGGUGAUUUUGUAGUGAAAGACCCUCUUCGCUUCUCUGGUAAUUCUUCUCUGGACUUUGACUUCACUUUCGAGGAACUGAUAGACAAGGGGCUGCCAAACAAGGAGCUAUAUAUUCGGUGGUUGCAGCUGGCUACGUUCCUGCCAGUGAUACGAUACUCUCACCUACCUAGCGAGUACAAGGACGAUGACCAAGUUCUGGAGCUAGCCAAGGUCCUCACAGCCUUGCGUCAGAAAAUGGUAAACCCACUUCUGAAGAAGUAUGCCCAGGAGGCUCUGGACUCAGGAACCCCACUGAUCAGACCCCUGUGGAUGCUAGACCCCGGAGACUCCGCCUGUCACCUGGUCAAGGAUGAGUUCUCGGUAGGCGAGGAACUGAUUGUGGCCCCAAUCCUGCGGCCCAACACACAUGAGAGGGAGGUUUAUCUGCCUGCUGGCGUGUGGAAGGAUGGAAUUGAUGGUAGUCUGCGCAAAGGUUCGCGUUGGAUCCACAGCUACAAGAUUCCACUAGAAAAGAUUGCAUAUUUCCUGAAGAUGCCAGACAAUACCAGAUUCUAACAGUUUUCCUACUGAAUUACAAGGCAUUCUUUUCAACCAGCCCAUUGAAAUAUAAAACAUUUAAUUUUAGAUAGAAAAUAAGCUGUUUCCAAAGACAGGAGUUGAAAUAAAAAUAAUAAAAUAAUUUUUUUUAAUGUUUCAUAUCUAAGAAACUGCUUAACUUCACUCUAAUAAUAUGUGACUGAAAAAGUAGUUGUUUCGGAAGUUGUACAUAAUUUGUAUGAUAAAAUAUAAUAAAUAAGAUAGUAACUUUAGUUAUAAUGUAUUCAUUCUAAUUUAUAAAUUAGACAUUUUAUUACUUUCUCUCCUUAUACUAGUAUAGGAGAUUGAUAAAUAGUUGAAUUUUGGCUUGUAAAACAUGUCCCUUUUGUUUUGGAACAACCCACGUCUAUGAAGUAAAUUUGGUUUAAGAAUGAUAA